This is a messenger RNA of Hymenoscyphus albidus, 1281 nucleotides long. Lineage: Eukaryota; Fungi; Ascomycota; Leotiomycetes; Helotiales; Helotiaceae. The record is from the annotation of a GenBank genome assembly.
AUGACGAGCUGGAUCGGUUUCUAUGGUUUUGAUGUUAUGGGUGACCUAGCGUUUGGCCAGAGCUUUGAAAUGCUAAGUACAGGUGAGGUCAAUUAUCACAUUAGCUUGAUGCAGGAAUUUCUUAAGAUAAGGGCCAUAUUUUCUCGUGUUCCCUGGGCUUUCCGCAUCCUGCAAGUCACAAUGUUGCUCAAUACCUCUUUUAACAAAUUUCGAUUGUGGAUGGAGGAGCAAGUUAAAACACGAAUGAAGGUAAGUGGCUAUCCCUUACAACAAACAGAUCCACGUGCCGAGUUCAAUUGGAGAAGGAAUUGACAUGCCAUUGCGUAGAAUGAGCCAGAUAAACCAGACGUCUUCUCCUGGAUUUUGUCAGACUACCAAGCUCGCCAGAACAAAACACAACAGGACUUUUUCAAUCUCAUGGGAGAGUGUAAAUUAAUCACAAUUGCUGGAAGGCAAGUAAAAAUUCAUUCUUGCACAUGGUUCAAACAAUUAAUAUCCACUAGCGAUACUACUUCAUCAACUUUGACCUGUUUGCUUUUCGAGCUCGCUCGUCAGCCUGAUGUCUUCAAAAGGCUUCAAGGCGAGAUUGAUCAAUGCUUCAAAAAUUAUGGAGACGAUAUACCGGGCCACUUCGAGCUCUCAAAGCUUGAAUAUCUCCAGGCAUGUAUCGAUGAAGCACUACGACUUUACCCGCCACUUCCAAGUGGCGUUCAACGCAUGACGCCACCGGAAGGACUACAAAUCGAUGAUGAUUUACACAUCCCGGGAGACACAAUCGUACAAGUUCCAUUAUACACAAUGUACCGAGGUUCGUCAGGCUACUUUCAUCAUUUUACCGUCCGCUUCUCUCCACCAAGCAUGAAAUAUUUUCCUUUCCAAAUAUAUAUCCAUCUGAUUGAAAUCUACAGAUGAACGGCUUUUCAAAUGUCCAGAUAGAUUCAUUCCUGAGAGGUGGACCACUAGGCGAGAGCUUGUGACAGAAGCCGCUUGUUUUACGCCAUUUCAUAUUGGUAAGUCGAAUGAUUUAUAAAUGUUCAUUUAUAUGGAGGUAUUGACAGUCUGAUAGGAAGCUUUUCCUGCGUGGGUAAGCAGCUUGCCUUGAUGGAAGUUCGAUACGUUAUAAGUCAACUAGCACGUCUCUAUGAUGUGAGCCUUGCGAAGGGACAGACACCAGAAGCAUUUACAGAGGGGAACUACGACACAUUUACCAUUAGAUUGGCCCCGAUAAACAUGAUAAUCCACCAUAGAGCAGAUAGCAAGUCGGAAAUAUCGAAGGCAUGA